Molecule: messenger RNA, 1807 nt
Organism: Oncorhynchus gorbuscha (pink salmon)
Lineage: Eukaryota; Metazoa; Chordata; Actinopteri; Salmoniformes; Salmonidae
Product: interleukin-21 receptor
Exons: 8
Coding region: 81-1418 (445 amino acids)
Biological process (GO): cytokine-mediated signaling pathway; immunoglobulin mediated immune response
Cellular component (GO): external side of plasma membrane
Molecular function (GO): protein binding; cytokine receptor activity
Source: RefSeq, a predicted model, not a curated record
CAGGUCAGGUCAAAGUAGAGCAACGUAAUGCCAUACCUGAUCAAUGUUAACAACAGACGUGUCCCAGGGAAUACAGAAGUAUGUGGCUGCUCCUCACCAUUGUCCUGUCUUACAGUAUCGUCUGCCUGAAUGGGAAUCAUACCACAACAGGUCAUGAAUAUAGCCUUGACUGUGUAAGUGAUUACCUGUUCACCAUUAACUGUUCCCUGAGCAUCCUGCCAGAGGUUGCUCAUACAGACCAGUCCUCUUACUGGCUGCGUAUUGAGGACCUCUCUUUCGGGACGGUAUUUGAUGGUGGGAAGCUGAAGAAAACCCAUGGCUAUUACUCCUGUUCAUUGGACACUUCCCAUCCAGAUUCUGCUGUUGAUCCAGAUCCUGAUGAGGAGCCCGAUUUUUUUUUUGACACUUCAAGAUUUAAGAUCACUCUCUAUCACAACAGAAGCAAUGGACAUGUAAGCGCCACCUUGCUGGAUAAGGAAUACAUGCCAGUAAAGCAUAUCAAACCCAAUGCACCAUUCAAUCUCACCGUCAGCCGGAUGUCAAGUCAGCACCGUGUUACCUGGAUGAGUAGCUAUGAGAAAUAUCUACAAUUUGGCAAUCUUCUGUCUGACAACCUGAAGUACCAACUCUGGUUCUACAGAAGUGGCCACCAAGGCAACGUUGUCGAAGUUCCACACUCAACUAAUAUCUCAGUGAACAAUGAAAAUUUUGAGCCAGACACAGAGUACACUGUAAACGUGAGGUCCAUCCCCAACCAACAACAGUAUCAAGGCCAGUGGAGUGAAUGGGCAACGGAGGUUCGUUGGAGGACUGAUCCCACACUAAAAGUCGGAGAAUUUCCAACAAACACAUUUACUGCCAUCUUAUGUGUGCUGGUUCCAGUACUGCUAAUUCUGUGCUACAUUCCAAUCGUAAGGUUGAAUAAAUCCACCUUCAUCCCAACUCCAGCACCAUACUUCCAGUCCCUUUACGCUGACUGUGAGGGGGACUUCAGGAGCUGGGUUGUGACCCCAGGCUCUGGGGCAGACUUAUUCAAGACAGAGGAAACCUUGCAAAUCGACACCCUGACUGAGACCAUACCAGUCCGGGAUGAUGACCACUCCUCACUGGUGCCCCAUCACAUGAUCCAGGAGGGCCCCAGCGACAACCUGUCUAACCCAGUGUCUGAUGCGCUUUUCCUGGGCAUUGCUUAUGCUGUAUCUCAGGGGUCACCACUCCCGGCACCCAGAGGCCCACUGAAGAGUGUGUCUCUGAGUGAGCCAGAGAGCACCAUCGAAGCAGACUCGGGGUGUUGGCUGCACAGCACCACAUCUCUGGAGCGGGAGAGUGCCUGGUACAGCAACGUGAACAGCAGCAGUGACUACUGCACCCUAUCAGACACUGGGAAUUGUCAGGAAGUUACCCCUAGAGUCUAUUGACGCACCGGUGCGUCAAUCUAAGCAACAUAAUACAAAAUCCCCAUCCAAAUCAGUCAGUUUAAGUUAGAGAUAUGUUUUUUAUAUGGGCUGCGUCUCAAUCCGCCAGAUCCGCCCAUGUCUCCCUUCCACAUCUGCGGUGGAAAUUGGCAGAGCUACAGCGCUGUUAGUCAGACCAGGAGACAUCCCGAAAAUUGGUGACGAAAACAUUGUCUAAAGGUAACCCACACAAAUGAAUGGAAAUAUGGAGGUAGUUUUGUGCCAACGAAAUUAAGGGGUUAAAUAUGUGUAAAAAAACAACAUAUAUUAUGUAUAAUGAACAAAAAUAUAAAUGCAACAUAUAAAGUGUUGAUCUGAUGUUUCAUGAGCUGAAAUAAAGGAUCCCAGAAAUU